Molecule: messenger RNA, 993 nt
Organism: Sporisorium graminicola
Lineage: Eukaryota; Fungi; Basidiomycota; Ustilaginomycetes; Ustilaginales; Ustilaginaceae
Exons: 1
Coding region: 1-993 (330 amino acids)
Cellular component (GO): peroxisome
Source: RefSeq, a predicted model, not a curated record
AUGUCCAAAGCCGGAGUUGACUUCAACAAGAGCGUCGGCCACGACGCCGGCACGCAGCCGGUCGCCUGGAAUCGCCGCGACCUGCUCACCUAUGCUGUCAGCAUUGGUGUGGGCCCCAAGGACCUCGACUACGCCUACGAACGCGAAGCUGGCUUCCGCGCCUUCCCCACUUACCCCGUGGUGCUGGGCCUCAAGGGCACCUCGCAGGAUACUACCGUGUUUUCCGAGAUGGUCUCGUCCCGCUCCGCCGUGCCUGGCUUCCCCUCGUUGGACCUCAACACCAUCGUUCACGGCGAGCAGAGUAUUGAGAUCCAUGCGCCUAUUCCUGUCGUCUCGGGCGAAGGAUGGAAGCUCGAAAAGCGCAUCUGUGCCGUGCACGAUCGACCGAAUGGCCUCAUCAUGGAGACCGAGGUGCGGCUCAUCAGCCCCGUGGGACGUAACCACGCCACCAUGAUCGGUAGCAGCUUCUACCGCGGCGGUUCGCAGGGUACGGGCUUCAGCAAGAGCCUGAUCACCAAGCCGCCCACCGCGAAAGCGCCCGAUCGCGACCCCGACUUUGUGCUCGCUGAGAAAACGUCCCUGCAGCAGGCCAUGCUCUACCGCCUCUCGGGUGACUACAACCCCAUCCACAUCGAUGGUGGCCUCGGCGAAAAGGUCGGCCUCGGUGGCACUAUUCUGCACGGCCUCUGCUCGUUCGGCUUUGCCGCCCGUGCCGUCCUCAAAGCCGUCGACCCCAACGACGGCGUACCCGCCAACACGACGGGUGCAAAGACCAGGUUCGAGCUCGAAGCAUUUGCUGUGCGUUUCACCUCGCCUGUCAAACCGGGCGAUGAGCUCGAGACCAAAGUCUGGCUCCUCGGCGAAAAGGAUGGCAAGAAAGAGAUCGCUUUCGAGCAGUUUGUCAAGGCUACGGGCAAGAAGAGUCUUGGAGGCGGCUAUGCUAGGGUCGUUCAGACGGCAAACGAAGACGUCGCUCGAUUCGCCAAACUGUGA